This is a messenger RNA of Staurois parvus, 556 nucleotides long. Lineage: Eukaryota; Metazoa; Chordata; Amphibia; Anura; Ranidae. The record is from the annotation of a GenBank genome assembly.
CCGGAGAUCCUGUUCCAGUGCGACGGACAAGCUCCGGCACCGAGCAAGGACUUCUAUCAGCUGCAGGUCACUCGCAGCGAGGUUAUUUUGAGAUGGUGGAAAAUCUCUCUCCGAAGUGAAUUUCGUGAAGCAAGACCUGGAGAACUAAGAGAGUCUCAUGAAGACUUUGUGGAUGAUCCAACUCUGCAAGCUCAGAUUGGCAUGGUGUUUGGCCAGAAGGUUUUUGAGUUACGUCAUUAACCUAUGCCGGGGUCAGUACGAUUUCUUGGAGCGCCUUUCUGAGUCAUUGAUACUCUACCUGCUGACUUUCUUGGACCUACAGGACAUUGCUCAGCUUUCCCAGGUCUCUCAUACAUUCCAAAAGCUUUGCGAUUCGGACAAGCUAUGGGAGCACAUUGUGGAAAGGUCUUGUGAUACCGUCACCCCAGAGAUGAGAGCUUUAGCCCAAAAUAUUGGCUGGAAGCAGUUCUUCUUCACCAAUAAGCUGCAGCUGCAGCUCCAGCUCCGGAGAUGGAGGGAGAAACAGGAAAAGAGUCAAGAUAUCAUCCUGGAAUGA